UAAAUUAUAUAUAAUUUUAAACUGUCAAAUACUUUAAAAUGAAACUUACAACUAUUGCUAUUUUAUUGUUGGCUCUAUUCUCCGUUGUCGCGGCGCAAGAAUGUCCAACUAUUUGUCCUCGUAUUUUCUCACCAGUUUGUGGGACCAUAGAAAAUUUCGAAGGCGAAACUGUAGAAUGUACUUUUCCAAAUGAAUGUUUGUUGAGAAAGUUGACGUGUAAUACAAAACAAGAUCUACUUAAAGAGGAGGGACCUUGUAGUGCAGAUCUUCCUCAAUGUAUUGAGCUAAUACAAGAACUUUGAGAGGGGAAGUUACAUUAAUAUUUGAGUAUCUAUUAUAAAUGAGAAUUUUUGUUAAAUAAAAUCUUAUGCAGAUAUUUGUUUAAUAAUUUUAAUAAAAAAAGACACCAAUAAACUUAUAAAUUCAGAA
Messenger RNA from Lucilia cuprina (Australian sheep blowfly), 429 nucleotides. Its product is annotated as vasotab-like. Bases 39 to 302 code for a protein of 87 amino acids. The record is from RefSeq and is a predicted model, not a curated record. The transcript is spliced from 2 exons. Gene Ontology annotation, molecular function: protein binding. NCBI's taxonomy places the organism in Eukaryota, Metazoa, Arthropoda, Insecta, Diptera, Calliphoridae.